AUGACCGCCAACGCCUCCUCACCGGUGUCAAGUUGGCUGCCUGACCACGCCACCACACCAGCCUUUCCCUCGCUUGGCUUGUUGAUCUCGCCGCGCGCCAUCCCACUCUAUCUCAUCCUCGCCUUCUACCUCCUCUCCUACCUGCCAUCGCUUCUCGAACGCCUGUUCACUCCGGCCGCCACGCCCUCCACCUCCGCCUUCGUCGUACCCGCUGAAACUCGACACGCGCGCUUCCUACCCACCACCUCCACCCACGCCUUCCGCUACAACACGCUGUACCUCGCGCUGCGGCUGGACCGGCUCGAGCGGCGUGCACUCGAUACUGGGCAUGCGUUCGCGUGGAAGGGCGCCGUGUUCCAGCCUGAGUUUGUGGAUCAUGCCGCGCUGGCUGAACGACGCGGGGUUACUCCUGCUGGUGCGGGGGUGGCGGGGGCAGAGGAGGCGAGGGACGCGUGGAAGGCCAAAAUGCGCGCGGUGGAGCGCAUCGAAAGGCUCAGGCUGGAGGAGAAGCGCGGGAGGAAUGAUCGGAUGACGUGGUCGCUGACGGGCCUGCAUCCGGAUGGGUAUCUGAGGACGCAUAUACCGCUCGAGGCGGGUGAUCAGCAAGAGAAAGGGAAGUGGAUUUCAGGGUCGAUCCUGUUGAAGCUGGCGUAUGAGCUGCGGGAACGAGGGUUCUUGACGGUCGGGCCCCAGGAUAGUGACGGAGAUGGAAAGGACUGGAGGCACGAACUGGGUCACGUAUGGACGGUGACCAUGCCGUCGAUCGCGGGCAUCACCGGAAUCAACCCGCUUACCGUGCACUUCUGCUACCGCCCUCACGGCUUCAUCGCCAGCACCGCUGCCAAAGGGCCCAAGCAGGAGGAGGAGAGAGGAUCGUUCUGGCUUGUGGUUCUGGAAGUGCACAACACGUUCAGCGAGCGUCACAUCUACAUCCUCGAGGCAGGCAAAAACGAAGACACCACCUCAGACGCACAAGGGUCGAACACAAGGGGUGGCUACGACCAUCAAUGGACCUUCCCGCGCGCAUUUCACGUUUCGCCGUUCAACGAUCGAGGCGGAUUCUACCGGCUGUUCCUCAAAGAGCCGUUCGGUCCGCAGCCCAACGCGUUUGUGCUGGGUGUCCGGCUGCUUCUGCUCGUAGAAUCGCCCGACGCUGAGCCGCAAGGGGGCCCAAAGUUGGUAAAGAAGCUUAUGGCGACGCUCGACUCUGUUUCGCCAUCACCACCCGCAAAAGCGACCACUCAUGCUCACACGGGCAGGCGCGUGCGGCCGCUCUCAGCAGCUACACUGUACGCUGCGCUCAUGCGUCAACCCGUCGACUUGUUCCUGACCUUCGUCCGCAUCCUGUACCAAGCAGGCAAGCUGCACUUCGCCAAGAGGCUCGAUGCGUUUGGUCGGCCGGACAUGGUUCAGUCGUCGGAAACGCAGUCCGCGGACCGCUUCGACGGCGUGGGACUCCCGCCGGCGCUUAACCGCAUUCAACUGCAUCGCAAAGCUGCGGCUGCGAGCGGUGAUGGUGAUGGUGGGGUGAUGUACCCGGAGCCAGGAUGGGCGGAAUUGGUAGCGAAAGAGUAUGUCAAAGAGGUGGUGCAGCGAAGGGCGAAUGAGCUGCAGGCGGCGGGUGAACGGUGGACGGUGCAGAUUGUGUCGACGGAUCCGGCGGAUUCUGGGCUGCACAUAUCAAGCGCAGAAGGGGAGAAGGGCGGGAGGCAGUUGGUGCUAUACACACGAUCGUACGGAAUAUACGUGGACCUGAUGACGUACACCCCGCCCCGACUAGCCUUCUUGCUAGGAAGCAUCGUAUCGCGACGAUGGGGCGUCACCUCGCUCGACGAUUUCAACGCCUUCUUCGCCAAUCCUCUCACCCCGUGCACCGGUAUCAGGAGACGACAUGUGAACUUCCUCCUCACAUCCGCAUCCCACGACCGCGCGCAGGCAGAACAGCUCCUGCGGGACUACGGAAUCGAUGCCGACACGGUUCGCGGAGGGGAUGAAGGAGGCUGGAAGGUGACAGUGGCACUGUGGUUGGGAUUCGUGGCGGCAGUAGCGGAGAAAAAGGUAUUUGCAUGGCUGGGUGCGAGGUACGUCAAGGGUACUGAGCCGUGGUUGUCGCUUGAGCGCGGGUUAGCGUACGUAAAAUUGCGCAAGAACCAGGCCGAAGAGGUGCCAGGUGACGAGGUCGGUUGGGAUUCCCGCUUGGGCAGCGUGUAUCGUGCGUAG
This is a messenger RNA of Sporisorium graminicola, 2220 nucleotides long. RefSeq lists its product as uncharacterized. NCBI's taxonomy places the organism in Eukaryota, Fungi, Basidiomycota, Ustilaginomycetes, Ustilaginales, Ustilaginaceae. The record is from RefSeq and is a predicted model, not a curated record. Bases 1 to 2220 code for a protein of 739 amino acids. The transcript has a single exon.